This is a messenger RNA of Syngnathoides biaculeatus (alligator pipefish), 6336 nucleotides long. RefSeq names its product myosin-2-like. Gene Ontology annotation, cellular component: myosin complex. Bases 28 to 5874 code for a protein of 1948 amino acids. Gene Ontology annotation, molecular function: ATP binding; cytoskeletal motor activity; actin filament binding. The transcript has 39 exons. Lineage: Eukaryota; Metazoa; Chordata; Actinopteri; Syngnathiformes; Syngnathidae. The record is from RefSeq and is a predicted model, not a curated record.
UACAGAGGGCAAUUUCUUUUGGCAACCAUGAGCACCGACAGCGAGAUGGCGAUCUUCGGGCCGGCUGCCCAGUAUCUCCGGAAGUCAGAGUUGGAAAGGACGGAGGCGCAGGCCCGACCCUUUGACAGCAGAACGGCCUGUUUUGUCUGCGAGGAAAAGGAGGUGUAUGUCAAGGCCACCAUCCAGGACAAGGUGGACGGAAAAGUCAACGCUAAGACGGAAGAUGACAGGACAUUAACUGUGAGGGAGGACCAAGUGUUCCCCAUGAAUCCCCCCAAGUUCGACAAGAUCGAGGACAUGGUCAUGAUGACACAUCUCCACGAGCCAGCCGUGCUCUUCAACCUGAAGGAGCGCUACGCCGCCUGGAUGAUCUAUACGUACUCCGGUCUUUUCUGUGUUACCGUCAACCCUUACAAAUGGCUGCCGGUCUACAAUCCUGAAGUGGUCCAGGCCUAUCGAGGCAAGAAGAGGAUGGAAGUUCCGCCUCACAUCUUUGCUCUAUCCGAUAACGCCUACCAGUUCAUGUUGACGGAUCGUGAAAACCAAUCUAUCCUCAUCACUGGAGAAUCCGGCGCUGGAAAGACAGUGAACACCAAGCGGGUCAUUCAGUACUUUGCCACCAUCGCUGUGUCUCCGGACAAGAAGAAGGACGCCAAUAGCAAAAUGAAGGUCGUUGACCACCUUUCUGGUUCACAGGGAACAUUAGAGGACCAGAUCAUCCAGGCCAACCCUCUGCUGGAAGCUUUUGGGAAUGCCAAAACUGUGAGGAAUGACAACUCUUCUCGCUUUGGUAAAUUCAUCCGAAUACAUUUUGGCACCACUGGCAAACUGGCAUCAGCAGACAUCGAAACAUAUCUGCUGGAGAAGUCCAGAGUUUCAUUCCAGCUGGCAGCUGAAAGGAGCUAUCAUAUCUUCUAUCAGCUGACCUGCAACAAGAAGCCGGAACUCAUCGACCUGCUCCUCAUCACCACCAACCCUUAUGACUUCGCCUUCAUCAGUCAAGGCGAGAUCAGCGUGAAAAGUAUUGAUGACACUGAGGAGUUGAUGGCCACAGAUGAGGCCUUCGACAUUCUGGGCUUCGCCCCAGAUGAAAAGAUGUCUAUCUACAAGUUGACAGGAGCCGUGAUGCAUUAUGGGAACAUGAAGUUCAAACAGAAACAGCGAGAGGAACAGGCAGAACCAGAUGGCACUGAAGAGGCUGACAAGGCAGCAUAUUUGAUGGGUCUGAACUCUGCUGACCUUCUGAAGAACCUCUGUUACCCACGCGUGAAGGUGGGCAAUGAGUAUGUCACCAAAGGACAAAAUGUGCAGCAGGUGUAUAACUCCAUAGGCGCAUUGGCCAAAUCUGUCUAUGAGAAGAUGUUCUUGUGGAUGGUGCAGCGCAUCAACCAGCAGCUGGACACCAAGCAGCCCAGGCAACACUUCAUCGGCGUUCUCGAUAUUGCUGGAUUUGAAAUCUUUGAUUUCAACAGCAUGGAGCAGCUGUGUAUCAACUUCACCAACGAGAAGCUGCAGCAGUUCUUCAACCACCACAUGUUUGUGCUGGAGCAAGAAGAGUACAAGAAAGAAGGCAUCGAUUGGGAGUUCAUUGAUUUUGGCAUGGACCUUGCAGCAUGCAUCGAGCUUAUAGAAAAGCCAAUGGGUAUCUUCUCGAUCUUGGAGGAGGAGUGUAUGUUCCCAAAGUCAAAUGAUGUGUCCUUCAAGAACAAACUUUAUGAUCAGCAUCUGGGCAAGAACAGCUGCUUCCUCAAGCCUAAAAUUGCCAAGGGUAAGCCAGAAGCUCACUUCUCACUGAUGCACUACGCCGGCAUGGUGGACUACAACAUCAGCGGAUGGCUGGAAAAGAACAAGGACCCUCUGAACGAGUCAGUGGUGCAGCUGUACCAGAAGUCAUCUGUUAAGAUCCUGGCAAUGUUAUACGUUACCUUCUCUGGAACAGAUGAUGCACCAGCUGGGGGAGCCAAGAAAGUGUCAAAGAAGAAGGGGGCAUCUUUCCAAACUGUGUCAGCUUUGUUCAGGGAGAAUCUCGGAAAGCUCAUGACAAACCUAAGAACAACGCAUCCACACUUUGUGAGAUGCCUCAUUCCGAAUGAGACAAAAACUCCAGGCACUAUGGAGAAUCAUCUUGUCCUUCACCAGCUGCGCUGCAAUGGUGUGCUGGAAGGCAUUCGCAUCUGCAGGAAAGGAUUUCCUAGCAGGAUUCUGUAUGGAGACUUCAAGCAGAGAUACAGGAUUCUAAAUGCCAGUGCUGUUCCAGAGGGACAGUUCAUGGAUAACAAGAAGGCAGCAGAGAAACUUCUGGGAUCCAUAGAUGUGGACCACACACAAUACAAGUUUGGACACACAAAGGUGUUCUUUAAAGCUGGCCUCCUCGGCGCUCUGGAAGAAAUGAGGGAUGAGCGGUUAGCUCAGGUUGUGAAGUCCACGCAGGCACUGUGUCGUGGGUUUCUGAUUCGGCUGGAGUUUCAGAAAAUGAUGGCUAGGAAGGAGGCCAUCUACACUAUUCAGUACAACUUCCGUUCCUUCAUGAACGUCAAACACUGGCCAUGGAUGAAGCUGUACUUUAAACUCAAGCCACUGCUCAAGAGUGCAGAAGCUGAGAAGGAAAUGGCUCAGAUGAAGGUGGACUUUACAAAGCUCAAAGAAGAUUUAGCCAAGUCAGAAAACAGACGGCGGGAGAUUGAAGAGAAAAUGGUCUGUGUUGUUCAAGAACGAAAUGAUCUUCUUCUCCAAGUCCAGGCAGAGUCGGACAACCUGCUGGAUGCUGUGGAACGCUGUGAGGGACUCAUCAAGAGCAAGAUCCAACUGGAGGCCAAGCUAAAUGAAAUGACAGAGAGGCUUGAGGAUGAGGAGGAACUGAACGCCGAGCUGACAGCAAAGAAGCGAAAGCUUGAAGAUGAGUGUUCAGAGCUGAAGAGGGACAUCGAUGACCUAGAACUUACAUUAGCCAAAAUUGAAAAGGAGAAACAUGCAGUAGAAAACAAAGUGAAAAACUUGACGGACGAGAUCUUGACUCAAGAUGAUACCAUAACUAAACUAUCCAAAGAGAAGAAAGCCCUGCAAGAAUCCCAUCAGCAGACACUGGAUGACCUGCAAGCAGAGGAGGACAAGGUCAACAUCCUCACCAAGGCCAAAACCAAGUUAGAGCAGCAGGUUGACGAGUUGGAGGGUUGGCUGGAGCAGGAGAAAAAGAUCCGGAUGGACCAGGAGAGAGCCAAGAGGAAGUUAGAGGGUGAUCUCAAACUUUCCCUUGAGUCUAUUAUGGAUCUGGAAAAUGAGAAGCAGCAGCUGGAUGAGAAGCUAAAAAAAAAAGACUUUGAGGCUUCACAGCUCCAGACAAAGGUUGAGGAUGAACAAGCUCGAGGUUCACAGCUGCAGAAAAAAAUCAAAGAGAUCCAGGCCCGAUCUGAAGAGCUGGAGGAGGAAGUAGAGGCUGAGCGUGCUGCUCGAGCCAAAGUGGAGAAGCAAAGGUCAGAUAUGUCCCGAGAACUGGAGGAUGUCACUGAAAGGCUGGAGGAGGCUGGAGCGUCCACUGCCACUCAAGUAGAGGCCAACAAGAAGCAGGAGGUUGAGUUCCUCAGGCUGCGCAGGGAGCUGGAGGAGCGGUCGCUCCAGCACGAGGCCACGUCUGCCGCCCUGCGUAAAAAGCAUGCCGACAGUGUGGCCGAGCUCGGGGAGCAACUGGAUAACAUCCAGAGGGUCCGGCAAAAGCUGGACAAGGAGAAGAGUGAGCUAAAACUGGAGCUGGAUGACCUGUCCAGCAAUCUGGAGAGUGUUGCCAAAGCCAAGAUUAACUUCGAGAAAAUGUGCCGGUCGCUUGAAGAUCAACUAAGUGAGGAAAAAGCCAAAGAGGAGGAGCAGCAGAGGGUCCUGAAUGAUGUGUCCAGCCAAAACACUCGACUCCAGACAGAAAACGUUGAAAUGGCUCGCCAGCUGGAGGAGAAAACAGCACUCCUGUCUCAGCUCACUCGGGGAAAGCAAGGCUUCCUCCAGCAGAUUGAGGAGCUGAAAAGACUAAAUGAGGAGGAAGUUAAGGCCAAGAACGCCCUAGCCCAUGCCUUGCAGUCCACGCAACAUGAUUGUGAGCUACUUCGGGAGCAGUACGAGGAAGAGCAGGAGGCCAAGGCCGAACUACAUCGCUGUCUCUCAAAGGCCAAUAGCGAUGUGGCCCAGUGGAGAAACAAAUACGAGACAGAUGCCAUUCAGCGCAAUGAGGAGCUGGAGGAAGCCAAGAAGAAGUUGGCGCUGCGUCUGCAGGAAGCAGAAGAAGCUGUGGAGGCUGUCAACUGCAAGUGUUCAUCUCUGGAGAAGACAAAACAACGACUUCAAGGAGAAGUGGAAGACCUAAUGAUGGACAUGGAGAGGUCAAAUGCUGCCGCUGCCACCUUGGACAAGAAACAGAGGAACUUUGAUAAGGUUUUAGCUGAGUGGAAGCAGAAGUAUGAGGAAGGUCAGACAGAAUUGGAGUCGACUCUCAAAGAAGUGCGCUCUUUGGGCACUGAGAACUUUAAGAUGAAGAAUGCCUUUGAAGAAUGUCUGGAACAACUGGAGACACUCAAACGAGAAAAUAAGAACCUUCAACAGGAGAUUAUGGAUCUCACAGAGCAGGUGGGAGAAAUGGGAAAAAACGUCCAUGAGCUAGAGAAGUCCAAGAAACAAGCUGAACAGGAAAAGUUGGAGGCCCAAACAUCUUUGGAGGAAGCUGAGGCCUCCCUGGAACAUGAGGAGUCCAAGAUUUUGCGAGUCCAGCUGGAGCUCACCCAGGUGAAGAGUGAAGUGGACAAGAAGAUAGCUGAAAAGGACGAAGAGCUUGAUCAGAUGAAGCGAAACAGCCAAAGGAUAAUUGACUCGAUUCAAAACAACUUGGAUGCCGAGGUGAGGAGCAGAAACGACGCUCUGAGAGUUAAAAAGAAAAUGGAGGGAGACCUCAAUGAGAUGGAGAUCCAACUGAGCCACGCCAAUAGGCAGGCAUCCGAGGCUCAGAAACAGCUGAGGAAUGUGCAAGUUCAGUUGAAGGAUGUCCAAAUUCAGAUGGACGAUAUCCUGAGGAACAAUGAAGACAUGAAGGAGCAGGUCACUAUGGCUGAGCGCAGGAGCAACCUGGUGCAGGCGGAAAUGGAGGAAGUCCGAGUUGCCCUGGAACAAACAGAGAGGAGCCGCAAGUUAGCUGAGCAGGAGCUGCUGGAUGCCAGCGAAAGAGUUCAGCUGCUCCACUCGCAGAAUACCAGUUUGCUUAACACCCGCAAAAAGUUGGAGGCAGACUUUUCUCAGAUUCAAGGCGAGCUGGACGACAGCAUCCAAACAGCCCGGAAUGUUGAGGACAAGGCCAAGAAGGCCAUCACUGAUGCCGCCAUGAUGGCAGAGGAGCUGAAGAAGGAGCAGGACACCUCCGCUCAUCUGGAGAGGAUGAAAAAAAACCUGGACACCACCGUCAAGGACCUGCAGCAGCGUCUGGACGAGGCAGAGAGCCUAGCCAUGAAGGGUGGGAAGAAGCAGCUCCAGAAACUUGAAACGAGGGUGCGAGAGCUGGAAAACGAGCUGGAAGCAGAGCAAAGACACAGCUCUGAGACUGUGAAAGGGGCACGCAAGAUGGAACGCAAGAUUAAGGAACUCACCUAUCAGUCAGAGGAGGAAAAGAAGACAUCAAUGAGGCUCCAGGAGCUGGUGGACAAACUCCAGCUGAAGGUCAAAGUGUACAAGCGACAGGCUGAGGAAGCGGAGGAGCAAGCCAAUGGCCACAUGACAAAAUUAAGGAAGCUGCAGCACAAUCUUGAGGAGGCCGAGGAGCGAGCUGACAUCGCAGAGUCCCAGAUCAACAAGAUGAAAGUCAAAAGUCGAGACAUGGCCACCAAGGGCAAAGACAGUGGGGAGUAAUCGGUCUUGGUCUUGAAGACGUGUGCUGUGAACCACUGUCAUAGCCUGCAACAUACUCUUAAAAUAAUAUAGUGGUUAUGUAAAUGCUUAACGCCACUGCGUGGACAAACACCAGCAACAUUGAAUCGCCACUUCAAGUAGAAGCAUACAUUACUAGAGGUUCUCAGACUUUGAGGGUCCAGUAACCCCUCACAGAAUAUUAGCAAUUAAACUAACUAACUAGCAUGUGUAGGAUAAGCCCGCCCUCAAUGCCAAUGGCAUUGCUAUUUUUUCAUGUUUCAAUCUAAAUAUUCAUGAAGUUUGAAAAAAAGAGUAAACCAAAUUAAUCUUAAUGAAAUUAAAUAGUCACCAAUCUUCCCUAACUACGGUAGAAAUUCCGCUGUAAAGUCAGAUUUAUGUGAUAAUAGGUCACAGUCAUAAAAGGUGUUUAUAGAGGUUGUUUUUUUUUUUUUUUUUAGAUAA